Molecule: messenger RNA, 1504 nt
Organism: Dendronephthya gigantea
Lineage: Eukaryota; Metazoa; Cnidaria; Anthozoa; Malacalcyonacea; Nephtheidae
Product: nucleic acid dioxygenase ALKBH1-like
Exons: 7
Coding region: 60-1052 (330 amino acids)
Biological process (GO): oxidative RNA demethylation
Cellular component (GO): cytoplasm; nucleus
Molecular function (GO): ferrous iron binding; oxidative RNA demethylase activity; broad specificity oxidative DNA demethylase activity
Source: RefSeq, a predicted model, not a curated record
UUGUGGCAGCCAUCUUGAAUCACACCGAGAGGAGUCCUGGAACGAGGAUAUAUCUCAAUAUGGCGGAACAACUACCCAGAUUUCGUCGUGAAUUCAAACGAUACAAACAGCGAAAACCGCCGCCAGACUUUUCAGAUGUGAUCGAUUUUGAAGUGGAGGAAUCUUGGAAAGGACGGGUACAGAAAUGUUGCUGUGGUUUACAAGAUCAAGAAAUUGAGAAAACUGAUAUCGUUGAGCUUGGUUUAAACGAUAUAGAUGCCUGGAAAUGUUAUGAAAUUGACGGUUACAAAGGAUUUAAAAUAAUCGUGAAUGCAUUCACCCCGUCUUGUCAAAUGCAGUGGAUACGGAAAUGUGUUGAGAACUAUCCCGAAAAGCCCAACGUCUGUAAUUUAGACGCAAACGUUGAAAUAGGAAAUAAAAAUUUGUGGAAACUUUACGAAGAAUAUUGUUUACUGAGUGAAGAUAAAUGCAACGAACAGCGUUCCACGAUAUCAAAACCUCUAAUGGAUCAGUUACGAUGGGUUACGUUAGGUUACCAUUACAACUGGAAUACGAAGAAAUAUUCCAAAGAUCAUUCUUCUACGUUUCCUUACGACCUUGGCAAUCUGGCUAAAACUAUUUCGCGGGUCCUGGGUUAUUCCUGUUUCACAGCCGAGGCAGCCAUAAUCAACUAUUAUCAUAUGAAUUCUACCCUCUCUGGUCAUACUGAUCAUUCAGAAUACGAUUUAACGGCGCCUCUGUUCUCAAUUAGUUUUGGUCAAUCAUGUAUAUUUCUUCUUGGCGGGAAAACUUUAGAUGAUGCCCCAUGCGCAAUGUUUCUACGCAGUGGUGAUGUCAUUGUUAUGUCAGGUGACUCGAGGCUGGCCUAUCACGCUGUUCCUAGGAUAUUACGUCAUCAAGACUUCACCAGCGUACUCACACAAAACAACAAACAUGAGACAUGUGAGGAGCACACGCUCCGCUGUCUUGAGAGAUAUCUCAGCUAUUCAAGAAUUAAUGUUAAUAUCAGACAGGUUGAGGGUCCGGGCGGGGGUUUUCCCCAAACAAAAUGAAGCAAUUUAGUCAAUAAAAUUAAACCAUAUCAACCUCGCAAGCCAGGGAACUCCCCCCCUUUCAACUCCCCUGUCUUUGCGACAACAUAGUCAAGAAACCCUAGCUAGCGAUAAUAUCUGUAUUAUAAAAAUAUCCUGCAGUUAUCACAAGAAAUAUUACCUUAAAUUAUUUAAGAUCAUUCCUAAUAUUCGGGUCAUUGAUGACGCUUGGAGAUUCGUUUCGUUUCAUCGCGUCAAAUUUAUAUUUCACACUCACGCGGUCUUUUGUCAACAUCUUCGUUUUUUCACGGUUCUUCUUUUUCCACAAGCAAAUCCCCACAAGAGCAGCAAGGAUCAGAAGAACUCCAGAAAUACCAAGAAGAAUAUAACCGACUAUGUUUGACUCGUCAUCCUCGCUUGUGUCGUCUAUAAUCAUGCAAAACCAGCAAUAUUUGCUUUAGUAAAACUGAAGG